Rhodofomes roseus is the source of this 288-nucleotide messenger RNA. RefSeq lists its product as uncharacterized. Bases 1 to 288 code for a protein of 95 amino acids. The record is from RefSeq and is a predicted model, not a curated record. NCBI's taxonomy places the organism in Eukaryota, Fungi, Basidiomycota, Agaricomycetes, Polyporales, Fomitopsidaceae. The transcript has 3 exons.
AUGGUCCUGAUCAUCGCCCUUCUUAACGACGGUACCAUCAUGACUUUGUCGGACCUCGCCAAGAUCUUCGCGUACGCCGUCGCCUAUGGCUUGUACCUCACCUUGUCUACGAUCGCCCUUGUUGCUAUUUGCAUCAAGACGACCUUCUUCUAUGACAAGUUCGGUGUCUUGUUCGAAUACGGUGCCAUCCAGGCGACGAACCACAACGACCGUGUCCUGCGUUCCAUUGUCUACCUCCAGGUCGCCAUAUGUCUGACUAGUUAUGCACGACUAGUUAUGUACGACUAG